CCCUCCACCCCAGAAAUCUCACAUUCUGCACCCACCCAGCCACCCGCCAGAUCUCUGCGAGAGAGCACAGAUGUUGGUUAUAAGUGAAAGUGGAUGCAGACUUUCUUCGGCAAACCUUUCCAUUCGUGGCGAGCUGAAUCAGACUUUGAGGCACUUUAACGGAAUUGAACUGCUUCACCCUAGACCAAAUUAAUAGCGAAAAAAAAUCUACUGUUUUAUCACAGCCAUCUAUCUUAGCUUUAUACUUUAAAGAGAGUAGAAAUUGUGAAAUAUUUUCAACGGCUUUUUUUGUUCCUCUUAAAAGAAAAAAAAGCGGGCCUUUAAAAAUGAACACGUGGAACAUUUUAGCUCAGGGCCUUUGGCUGCUGAGGCUAGGGCUGCUGUGCGCAUUAUUUCCACUCAUUUGCAGCUCCGAGCGUCAGGCCACACCGCCCAACUCCAAUCGCUUCGUCCGGUGGAGCAACAACGGGCGCGUCUACAGCCUGCAGACGUCGGGCCAUCAGUUCGCGGCAGCCGGUGGGACGGCACAUCGUGACCCCCAGCAGCACGGCCGCGUCGCGCCCACGCCAGCGUCGUCGGCGGAGAGCUCCCGAGCGGGGGGCGACCGCGCCGCCGCCGCCGCCGCCGCCGCCGCCGCCACCAGGAGGGCCCCGACGAGAAGGCAGGCGUCCGCGCGGAGCGCCGCGCAGAGUUGGUGGCUCGCAGGGGAAGGUCGCCGUCGCUCGGCGACCCCGAACGCGGACAGCCGGGGAGGAAGGCGUCAUGCCGCCGCAACCGCGGCCGCCUCGGGCACUCAGGCCCAGGCGGCGCAAAGUUCGUCCGGACCCAGCCCCGUGCGGGCUCGCUCCGGCGCAAGAGCAUUCCGGCCGACGGUUGCGGCACCGACGAGAGGGCGGCAGCAGCGGCGGCGGUGGCAGCAUCAGCCCGAGUCGGAGCCGCCCUUCUCCGCGUCCGUUCACGACGGGCAGCCGCCCGCGGAUCGGCAAAAUGAGAACGGGCAGAGUGGCGGGGCGGCGGCGGCGGCGGGAGCGAGGGGCAACGGGGCGGCGGGUCGUAGGGACGGCAUGCAAGGAGACGAGCCCUAUUACCCCGGCUACUACUACAACGAGUACGGACAGGAGGAGAACCCGUACUACAUGCAGUACUACAAUCCCUACUCGUACUACAAUAGGCGGGUGGCUGUUGAGAGAAGUCAACAGCAAGGGCUACCGGACUUGGUGCCAGAUCCGUAUUACGUUCAGAUCGCCACGUACGUGCAGAAAGUCACAAUGUACUCGGUGCGCUGUGCGGCCGAAGAGAGGUGCCUGGCAAGCUCGGCGUACCGCUACGAGGCCAACGACUACGACACGCGGAUGCUGCUGAGGUUCCCACAGCGAGUCAAGAACCAGGGCUCCGCGGAUUUCCUUCCGAGCCGGCCGCAGCAUCAGUGGGAAUGGCACAGCUGCCAUCAGCAUUUCCACAGCAUGGAUUCCUUCAGCCACUACGAUCUGCUGGACGCCACGACAGAGAGGCGUGUGGCGGAGGGUCACAAGGCCAGCUUUUGCCUGGAGGACACGUCCUGCGACUACGGAUACUCUAAGCGAUACACGUGUGCCGCUCACCAGCAGGGAUUAAGUCCUGGCUGUUACGACACUUACAAUGCCGACAUUGACUGCCAGUGGAUCGACAUCACUGACGUGGAACCCGGGCAGUACAUUCUGAAGGUUCAGGUGAACCCGAAUUAUAUCGUGCCCGAGAUGGACUACUCCAACAAUAUUGUGCGGUGUGACGUGCGCUACACAGGAAACUAUGCGUCUGCCUCCAACUGCCGCAUCUCACCGUACUAACGUUCAGAUGAAUGGGACCUCCACAGUAAAUAACCACUUGCCACCCAAGUCACGGAGAUGAGCUUUGACUAAUCAGCACCAGCAGUGUUGUACUUGACUCGGCAUAAAUACCACGCGUGUGAUUGCAUGAAGCCGACCGGCGUUUAACAUAUUGUCAGUGAGCAGGUUUGCAUCUAUUGGUGAAUGUUACUCAAAGGAAAAAAAGUGAAGACUCAAAUAUAUAAUUGUACAAUUGCAGGUGUGCUGAGUGAUACAAAAUCGUCUGACCCACAUUCUAUAGAAGUGGUGUACCACUGAAAUGGCAUAUGGGCCACACGCAUAUCUUGUAUAACACUUGGACAAUCCAAUUGCUUUAUGGCUUUUGUGAUGACAGAUUAACUGGCAGGUCCGUAGUUUAAGAGGUCAUUGUAAAAUUGGCUCGGUGUUAAUGGACACAGAAUGUUAGCUUUGAUUUACUCCGUGCAAUGGCUUGCUUCAUAGAACUAGCUGAAGGAUUUUACACGUUUUUGUUUUCUUUUAAAUAACGAUUACUGCAUCUAAACUCUGUUGGAGUGGCAGCCGAGGAAUGGGACGCAUCCAAUAGGGUUACGUCCACCAAAGUAAUCAGUUCAAGGUGCAGGAGCCGGGAGGAUCAUUUUAUACAUCGCAGCAUCGCGAGCGACGGCGCAGGGCUUGGGGAGGCCUUCAUCCAGCAGUGGAUUGACCAUGGCUGAUAAUGACUGCAUUAAAAACACGCUCAAGCCCCCCGUCGCUCAUUUUAAACACAUCGGCUCUGCUGAUCGCAGUUGGUUUUCUCCGUAGGGGUUGGAUAUUUCCACAUUCCCAUGGCAGGGAACUCAUGCAUCCAUUUGGAUAAAUGGUGUUGACCUUCCUAAACCCAGGUGUAGUGCAGCCUCACUAAGUGGUACUCAAUUUAUCAGUCCAACCCUAAAGAGAUGAUGGCCUGAUUGGAUCCCUAGACUGUUUGAGCACAAAACUGCAUGAGAUGAGCCGUCCAAAGUAAGCCAUGUGUCUCCAUUAGCAGGUUUAAACCGGUGAUGGAAAUUCAACCUUCCUAUGCCAGGGGCCAGUAUAUCAUAGGGGAAAACACAAUUUUUUUAAUUAGUACAAAAUGAACAAUUAAAAAAAUACAAUAACAACCGUACACUCACAAUGUACGCAAACCGUACACACAUAAACCACCAACAGAGGCGGACCAUGCAUCAUACAAUUCUGUCCAACUCUCAUCAAAGUGAUAGCAUCAGUAAAGGUGUAACGAUGCAUUGAUUAAUAGAUUAAAAUCGAUUCUCAUCGAGAUACGUGCGUCGAAUUGUGUUUGUGCAAGUCCAUUUUUUUUAAAAUUCAUGUAUCCUGUACUAGGGCGCUGCUUUUUGUAGGAUCAUUCUCUAUUUUGAAAUCUGCAAGUCUUCCCGGGACGUUAAAAGUCCCAGUUUUUGUGUCAGUUGUGCAAUACUCCACCACUCAAGGCAAUGCAUUUACAUUUACAUGCACCGCUCCCUUCUUUCGGUGCUGUGAGAUAUCCCUUCUUGCAAUCAGAUUGUCCCAGUUUCUAUUGUACGUCGGAGGAGGAGACAAUCCUACCUUUAAGACAAUUGGUUCAUGUGACCACUGCAGCGACACGUCGCAACUACAUUCACCACAGUGUUUCAAUUGAAUUGUGACACUUCAUCAUCUCUGUGUGUGUUGGGAUGAUUCGUUACGCCUCGAUUCGUGAAUCACGAUUUUUGCUAUCCACUCACUCAUAACUGUCACCUGAAUACACUUCUCACCUCAUAUUGCUCUUCUGAAUCCGUCUAUCAUAUUUCUAUACUCUUUGGUUCUUUCGGUAAAGUCACGUGGGUAAUUUUUUUUAAAUCAUAUUUCUCUUCUUAAUGCAUCCCUCUCCUAUCUCUUAUAGAUUGUUUUUUUUUUAAAUAUACAUUUCAUUCUUCACCUUUAUGAAACGAGUUCUUUUGUUCGACAAUUAGUCAAGGGGUGACUGCCUGAAGGAUGGGUUGAGGUUAAAGCUCGGGACGGGUUCGAUCCGGGGUGACGGGGCGAAGGCGAGCAGCGAGCUCCGCUCCUGUAGUGGUGCUAAUCUUGACGACCGUCGAUGCGAGGCGAGGCGGUGGUUAACGAGCACGCCGUCCGCACCUUGCUCGGAAACCUCACGGCCUUCCUGUGUGACCUUCCUCACUUUGAACAUUAGCUGCUGCUGCUGCUGCUUUAGCAACGGUGCACAUGGACAAAUAUUCCCCCCAUGCCCCCCCCCCACCCACCCA
This is a messenger RNA of Petromyzon marinus (sea lamprey), 4087 nucleotides long. RefSeq lists its product as uncharacterized. Gene Ontology annotation, molecular function: protein-lysine 6-oxidase activity; copper ion binding. The record is from RefSeq and is a predicted model, not a curated record. Lineage: Eukaryota; Metazoa; Chordata; Hyperoartia; Petromyzontiformes; Petromyzontidae. Gene Ontology annotation, biological process: collagen fibril organization; peptidyl-lysine oxidation.